GUGGUUGAGCCACGACACUUCGAUGUGCGCGCGCACGUUCAACUCAACCAGAAACGCGUGUUGUUUAUGUUUGGCUUUAAACAGGUGACUCAUGUGCCUUUAACUCGGUCGUGGUUUAUCAGUGUCACCGUUCAAAAUUCGCUACAGCUGUCAAGGCUGUAAUUAGGUCAGCACCUAAGUGGUUCAAAUGCGAUCGGAGAGAAUGUAAUGUGCAAUAUUAAAACAACAUAGAAAUGUUUCAGCAGAAUCAUCUAUAGGUAAAUGGUGAUGUGAAUGAGUGUUCGAGCGAAGCACCAUACAGUAGCAUCUGGAUCGGAUUUCGAUCCAUCCCGCUUCGAGCUACAUUCUGUUACAAAUUGCUACCAGUGCGUUCAUCGAGAGCAAUUAAGUGCGUUCUUGAACAGAGCUGGUUUUAGAAAAUGUAGAAAAAGGGAGAAGAGUUUGUUUGAGAGUGCAAGAAGUGCGGUGUGUUCAUGAAGAUAGCAGCAAUUAUGAGUUUCCUGGAUCGAGCUUAUAAUUAAGGAUCCUGUACAGUAGCAGUGAAAGAAAAGUUCUCAAUUUAAUUAGUGUUCAUCAGUGAAAUAGCGGAGUGUGAGGCACGGUCUUAGUGCGGGAUUCUUAAAGUUAAUCCAAUCAGGGUGCCCGACCGCCAAGGACAGCUCACAGCGUUGGAAUUCUUUUCAUGAGAGGAUAUUGUUGUGGGUGGAGCGCCAGGCAACGAGAGAAGUUCAUUCGAGCUCCAGCUUCUCUCCCAUAAAAGGAAAAGGCACAAGUAAUAAUCAUGUACUACACGUUCAGUGCUCGUCAUACCAUCGUCAUCGUCGUCGCUUCCCCAUCGCCUUGAUGCCGACGCCGCGAGCAAACCUCUCACCGCUGCUUCCGAACCCAUAGCAGGGCGCCGGCUCCCUAUGGGCAAAUGCGCCUCCAAACAGCCGGUUUCUGGACUCAAUGAAUUCGGAAGCUCCCCGUACCUGGCCAUCUGCAGCGACGAUGACAUCAUCUUCAUCAAUGUGGGUCAAUCGGAAAGUAAGAAGGCAUCCAAAAAGGCAGCCGGCCUCGAGACCAAGGGUACGGCCAUGUCCUUUGGAUUCAAAAAGCACAAAAUACAUCAGUCGAGCGCGGCGAGCAAGUUACCAAAAGCUGUGGGUGAUGGCACUGGGCCAGGUUCAGGAACCGGUACACUUAAGAAAACACAGACGACAGCUUCCAACGGGAACCAUCUGUACGGUGGGCUGGAGAAGGAGAAAGCGACGGAAAGAGACAAUGCAACUGUGAUCUCCAAUCCCGGAGUAGAUGGCAUUUUUAGCGAUAAGAACGGCAAUAUGGCAGGUUCAGCAGAUCAACCAGACGAUGACACAACCAAAACGACAGGUCGAUCGACGCCACGCCUUCAGCCACCCAAAAAGGACUCACAUGGUGCUCCAUACCGGAACAAUCGAUUCGGUUUCCGCUCAACUAAUGUGGUGCGACCGGCAUCGGCAGGUCUCCAGCCGAAAUCAAUUAUCGACUACGACAAACAACAUUCCAACAACAAUAAUAACAUUCACACAACUAACAAUAAUAACGUCUACAUCACCGACAAGCGCCGCUCCAAGAGUGCAUCCGCAGCGGCCUCAGCACGCACAACAUUUACCCCGCUGCUGCAAGCACCCUCGCAGGUUCAACAGGAACGAUCAUCUGCAUUACAACAUACCGGCUUCGGUGCACUUCACAAGCCGCAGCCAAAAUAUCAAUCGGCGCAUGGCACGACGAAAAUAGCAUCAUCAGAAUCUGGCGCGCAACAAGUGAUGACGAAAUGCGAUCAAGCAGAGCAUAAAAAUACUUCGCAUAAUCCUCCUUCUGCCGUCACCGGUGGUACGGCGGCAACGAGCGGAAGUACCGAUGAGCAACGAUCACAGUCAAGCGUAAAUAAUACCACCGCCCGGCAGUGUGUCUCAGCAAACGACUCCAACCAGCAGCAGCAGCAUGUCGCAGCUAACUCACUAAUAAAACCACCCAGCGGACAGGAACCAGCAUCGGUGGCAAAGUUCACACUCCACAGCUCCAGCCUUCCAAAGCCCCAGUAUCCGGUACCGAUCAGUCUCCCUUCGGCUGCUCCACACUAUGCAAUGGACCCCAAGGGUGCCAAACAGGCUGCUAACGUUUGUCGCAAAGGUAUUCUGCACCAAUACCAGCGGGAACCAUCUACCGAUCAUAUGUUUGAUCUCGAUCAGGAGUCCAACCCCGAUGUGGACACAACGUCCAACAUUCGAAUGCCACGCCAACGCUACCGGAAUCUGGAAAUGAUUCUCAGCGGUCGCCAUAAGUUCGAAGUACGUGAUCUGGAAACCCUCACUGCUGAACCGAUCGUUUCCCUUGCGCUGCCACAGCUUCCAAGUGCAUUCAAUACCGUUGGUCACCAACAGCAACCGAUCCCUCUGAGUGGAUUGGUGCGCUCUUCCGAGCUUUCCAGACAGUUGAGCGACGACAUCGACAUCAACGAUAAUCGAUACGAAUCAUCGGAACUGGUUGAUUCGAUCGAACGCAAGGAUUCCAUUGCUUCAUCCGAUGUUGAAAGUUUCGAAGAGGAAAAGUUGGCACGAGAUAACAACUCAUCGGAGAAGAGCUUGAAGGGAGCGAUCAUCAAUGAUUUGGUUGAGUCACGCUGCAGCAAGACUUCCUCGUCGGGAAGUUCAAGGACUUCCUGGUGCAACGCAGGUGAAUCGAUGGCAGCCAAGGAGUGCAGCAGUUUGAGUCUGAGUAGCAGCGAUGAGAGCAAUGUGCUGCGCAACAGAGCUGGUGGGAAGGCGGUGGCGGCCGAUGAGGAGGAUGUCAGCUCGGUUACCAUCACCGCCGGUAACCCGUCCCUGUUGUCAUCAUUUUCGGCCCCGGUCCCGAUGGACAUCUCCACCAACUUGGACAGCGUAUCCGAGGUGCAGAAUAGCUUCAACGAUAACACCCUUUCCGAUCAACCGGACAGUAACCGCAUCUUCCGUUCUGAGGAAUACAAAUUCGCUGAAAUCGCAGCGGCCGUCGGUGAUGCCAUCUUGCUGGAUGACGAAACAUCCCCCACGGAUAGUUUGGUCAGCAGUUGCACCGAGUCGGAUGAUGCUCGUAAGAAUCGCAAGAAACCCGUCGAAGGCAAACCGGAAGAACGGGAGAAGGAGAAAGACAUCGAUGAGAUCUCCCCGGAACUGGAGGAAAUCGCCAGUCCCGUUACACCGGGAACUCCAACGCAUGCAUCCAACUCUCUAUCCCUCUCAGAUGGAGGGCGAGAUUUUCUGAUAGAUGAUGAGAUUGCCGAUCAACCGGCACUGGUGUUUGACGAGCCGACGCUCAACGACAACAGUAUGAUUGACCUGGAGUCGAUCAACCUUAACAUCCUUGAAGAUACUCCCACGCUGCGAGAUUCCGUUUCUUCGUUGAACAACAACAAUAGCAUUAACAACAGAUCUCUCUCGAAGAGUGUUCCCCCGGUGCCAAAGCCCAGAAAGAUUAUGGCAGCGACGUAUGAAUCACCGGCGUCGAUCCGGAAGAACAGAACCCGGUUGUCCCGAGCGGAAUCGCUGGAUACUCUGUCGCCAUGUGAUUCCAUCGCGUCGGAUGACUAUAUGCUGGACUUCAACAGCAGCAUGGAUUCUAUUGAUAGGCCACCCCGUUCGAAUGCCAGUGGAAGCACCUCGGCGUUACACUCGAUGGACGAGCUGCAGCUUUGGUCGGAGUUGGAAAACAAAGGCGGACAGCUUAUGCACGAAUGGAGUAAGCUGCUGCGCUCACAGCGAAACAGCAAUUACAACACGAGCCGGGAGAGCAUAACAUCUCUGCUACCGGCCCGGGCAACCCGACUGCUGACGCGGCGCCUGCAAAACAAUGCCACUCCUACCAACUGUGGCACCGGUGGUUCGGACAGUCCCCGCUCGAUGGACAGCCUGCCGCGGCGAUCGGCCCUAUCCGCAUCGUACAAAACGGCCACCCUGAACCAGUUCAACAACAACAACAUAUUUAACAAUACGGACUCUGCUUCGACGGCCACCAACUCGGCCGAGGAUCUCACCCUACUGGACAAGUCGCUGCGCAACUCCAUGAUCCAGGAUGUGGUACACUUUAAGAAGCAACUGGUCCGGCUCCGUCGGAUUCUACAGGAGGAUGAAGAAAAUUUGAUGAUGACCGAUACUCUCAACCCAUUUGAGAAUAAUAAUGGGCAAUUCUUCACUACUGCUACUACAACAACCCCAACAACGACGAGUUCAACUACGACGGGGGCCACAGGAGAGACGGGUGCCAUAGCCACUAGUGUCGUCGACAGUAAGCAACAGGAGAACACCCUGAUCAAGGAGUCCGGCGUCGUGGCCCUGGCACUGCUCGAGGACCAGCGGCAGGAGCUGGCGGAUCUCAGAAGACAGGUGGUUUACCUUCAGGGCGAGAUUACGGCCAAGGACCGCACCAUUCGACAGCAGCAGAACCUGAUCGAAAAGUACGAAGCCGAGCGGGAAAAGCUACAGGCAGGCCUACCGGUUGCCGCAGACCGGGCCGCUGGGAACGGCACCGAUGACAAGACUAUUGAUACAAUCAGCACCGCCACGCAGACUGAGAGGUUGAGGCCACUGUCAUUCGGCGGACAGGAAGGAUUAGCGAGUCGAAGUGAACCACCUUCGCCACUACGCAACGGCCUCCGAUCUCCUGCAAUCGCCAACAGCAACAGCAGCCACCAUCAUCACCACGCUAAUGGCAGCAGCAGCAACAACCACAGCACAACAUCACCAUCAACAUCAUCGUCGGCACUCAUCAACAGCAACAACAGCCGUGGACCGGUGAACCAUAAGCCAAAAACCCAAAUCUCAUCCGUCUAUACACAGCUCUCAUCGAUCAAACACUCGAACCAUCAUCAUCAUCAUCAUCAACAUCAUGGCAGCUCGUCCACCAUGGGCCAAAAGCGGUCUUCCCUCGGUUCCAAUAGUAAUCUGAACCACAUUGCAUCAUCAGCACCCUCUCCAUCCAAUACCAAUGGUUCAACCAUGAAAACCGUUCGCACCACCCUCAUCGGUAACGUCCUGACCUCUAGCAAACUCAAUCAAAGCAACAGUAGCGUCUCACCGCCCCCUCCGCCGCCUACCAACGGUACAAAAUUGCUCAAAACCUCAAUCCGGACUCAGAUGAACGGUGGAAAUGGACUCAUCACCUCCCACAAGCAGAGCGGUGCAUCGCCGUCCAACAAGCGAUCGUCCGCCAUCAAGCCGCCAUCUUCUUUCGCAAAUAGUACCUUUCCGGCGGAUUCGCCUACAGCGCACAAAUCAAAAUCCGCUCCUGUUACUCCGAUGACCGAACGUGUCCCGGCAACGCCACUCUCGCCAUCAUCACCCCUGGCAACGCCAAACGUACAGAUCGUUAUCGAAACUGUCGAUAACAGUAACGGAACUGAAGAGUCAAAGGAAAAUGCCUACAAUCACGAGCAACAAAAUGGCGGCUCCUCUCCCGUUCAAGGCGAUGACGCGAACGAUAACAACAACAAUAACAACCAGAACAAGCAUGAUGACGAUGAUGAUAAAGAGCAAAUAGCCGAAAAGGAAAAGGACGCUAUCAAUAAUAAGAUCAAUAGUCUUAAGCUAGCAAACGGAUUGACUGGAUGUAAUGAUAGUAGUUGUAAGGAAAGUAGCUUAGUUAUCUAGUUCGGUAAGAGAAUGAUUAUUUAUAUAUUUAAAUAAAACCAUUGAACAAACAAAUUUGAAACAAACUAUAAAUGAAUGUGAUCCAAUAACCUUUAAAUUAUGGACUUGCAGAACAAGUAUCUAUUCAAAAACCAGCGCUCAUACAUAUUCAUCACUCUGAUACAACCAACCUAUAACCAAAUUGAAAAUUAAAGCAUGGAAGCAACCCAAACUAUAUACUCAACAAAAACUGCUUUUUGGAUCAAUAAAACAAAUAACCUGUCCAUUUUACUCCUGAUCAACCGCAGAAACCGUAAAAACACUUUUGAGCUAAUAUUACAGGAAGGCUAUAAUAGAUGCAAGCGUGUUUCCUUUCGAAUGAGCGCUUUUACAUUUGUAGGACAAGUGAUUUUUUUUUUAAUAGAGAAAGGUGCUGUAAAGAUGCUAGGAAAAGCUAUACAACAAACAUGUUAAAUUGUUUCCUUCCUCCCUUUGAACGUUUCGUGCAAUCUUAUAUAAAUACCUGCAUUACAUACAGUUUCGUUUUUACGCGAAUUGCUGAAUGAAUUUUAAUUUUUUCAGAACAGUUAAUCGAAUUGAAUUUAGAUGGCAUUCCCAGCGAACGUCAGCAAUCGAAUAGCGAAUAUUAUUACACAAGUACACACAUAAGUUUAAAUCAAUCUCUAUAUUUCCUUGCAGAACUAUAGAAGACGUCGGUUCUUUCUACAUCAACUAUUAACAUUAAUUAAAACAAUGCAAAGCGGAAAACAAAGUUGAAUGCGAACAAGUAUUACCCUGCCGCGGAAAUUUUGACAUGCUAAACAAGAAACAAAGUCAACCAAAAAUCGGUUCUAAACGGAUUGAAAACAACGUGACAAUUGUAUUUAUCAAUAACAAAAAAAAAACUUCCUCUCAUGAAAUCUGAAUUAAAAUUCACACAUUGAUCCCCUUGUUACACGCAUAAGACGCAAAUACGAAAUUCAAACCG
Messenger RNA from Ochlerotatus camptorhynchus, 6612 nucleotides. RefSeq names its product probable serine/threonine-protein kinase DDB_G0282963. The record is from RefSeq and is a predicted model, not a curated record. Lineage: Eukaryota; Metazoa; Arthropoda; Insecta; Diptera; Culicidae. The coding region runs from base 909 to 5645 and encodes 1578 amino acids. The transcript has 14 exons.